AUGUCGUACGCUAUGAUACGACACUUGCGCCAAACUGCUUUAUUAUCUCAGCAAAUAAGACUUGAGAGCACCAUGACCAACCUAACCCAAGAAGAUUUUGUAUUUCGACCACCAAUGGCUCAAUGGGGCAAAGUUAUAAGAGAAGCAGAAAAAAUAGUGGGAUAUCCAACCUCCUUCAUGAAUUUAAGAUGGUUAUUAAGUGAUGAAUUUGCCAAUUUGGCUACGCAUUUACGCAAAAUUGUAGGGAGUAACCAUCCCAUAAUGAAAACAGCAAAAACAGUUUUGUACAAUGAACAAAAUAAUCUCCAACCAUGGGGACUCAUAAUUUUACUACUAUCUAAAGCCAUCAGUCCUACCACACCCUCGAUAUUAUCAUCAACACUUACUGAGCAUCAAAGGAUGCUAGCAGAAUUAACAGAAAUGAUUCGUACAGGACACUAUGUUCAUAGAGGUCUUUUAAAUAUACCUGUUGAAGAAAGAGAUUCAACUAAGGAUACUUCAUUGUUUGCAAACAAAAUUGCUAUAUUAAUAGGUGACUAUUUACUUGUAACGGCCAAUGGAAUGCUGGCCAGAUUGAAAAAUCAAGACUUGUCUUAUUUAAUAUCAACAGCAUUGAGAGAUUUAAGUGAAGGAGAAUUUUUUGGGCCUAGAGAUAAUCAAAAUAUGCCACUGCCUGGUAAACCAAUUAAAAGGGAUAUUGAUUAUUUUAAAAUUAACAGUGAAACAGUGCCUUUAAAUGUGACAGAUAUUCUAGGGUCUCCAAAACGUGAAUGGACUUUAAGGACUAUGUAUAAUGGAGGCUCUUUGUUUGGUAGAGGAUGUGAAGGUGCAGUGCUGUUAGGUGGUAAAAGUAUUGCCGAACAGAAAAAAGCUUAUUUAUUUGGCUGCCAUUUAUGUUUAGCAUGGCAGGCAGCCAGUGAACUUCAAAAGUUUUCCUCGAACAGUAAAGAGUCAUUUUCAUUAGUGAGUGCCCCAGUUUUAUUUGCAUUAAAUGAUUCACCAGAUUUAUAUGAAGAUUUCAAGAAUUUGAAUAGUAUUUCUACUAUAAACUUUGUUGAAUUGAAGGCUAAGAUAUUAAAUUCUGAUGCUUUGCAUAAAACUGAGCAGCUUUAUAAAGAAAAUGCAGACAAAGCAAAGAGUUAUAUUGAAAUGUUUGGAGACAAUAAAUCAGUAAGCACUAUAAAACAACUAAUAAAAACUGUA
Molecule: messenger RNA, 1203 nt
Organism: Brenthis ino (lesser marbled fritillary)
Lineage: Eukaryota; Metazoa; Arthropoda; Insecta; Lepidoptera; Nymphalidae
Source: the annotation of a GenBank genome assembly